AUGGACGGAUACGACCACUUGUUCAAGCUCCUGCUCAUCGGAGACGCCGGCGUCGGCAAGAGCAGCAUGCUGCUGCGGUUCACCGAUGACACCUUCGACGACAACCUGCAGAGCACUAUCGGUGUCGACUUCAAGGUGAAGAUGAUGCAGGUGGACGGCAAGAAGAUUAAGAUGACUAUUUGGGACACCGCCGGCCAGGAGCGCUUCCGCACGCUCACGAGUUCGUAUUAUAGAGGCGCGCAGGGCAUCGUUCUGGUGUAUGACGUUGCUCGGCGAGACACGUUUGAGAACCUGGACCUGUGGCUGCAGGAGGUCGAGGUGUACAGCCCGGCGGGCGGACGCGACGUAGUGAAGCUGCUCGUGGGAAACAAGAUUGACAAGGAACGAGUGGUGAGCCGCCGGGAGGCAGAGGACUGGGCGCGGUCGAAAGGCAUGCUGUUUGUCGAGAGUAGCGCAAAGACCAAGAUCGGCAUCCAGCAAGUGUUCAACGAAGUAGUGCAGAAGAUUCUGGAAAACCCCGCGCUCCUGUCCAACACGGCACCACGCAGUCGCGGCCGGAAGCUCGACGGCAAGGCGGAGAAGAGCGGCGGCGGCAGCGGCUGCUGUUAG
Messenger RNA from Phytophthora sojae, 609 nucleotides. RefSeq lists its product as hypothetical. The transcript is spliced from 6 exons. The coding region runs from base 1 to 609 and encodes 202 amino acids. Lineage: Eukaryota; Oomycota; Peronosporomycetes; Peronosporales; Peronosporaceae. Gene Ontology annotation, molecular function: GTPase activity; GTP binding. The record is from RefSeq and is a predicted model, not a curated record.